CUUUACCAGUAUAUUGUUUUAAUCCAUCACACGAAAUUUUGCUUGUGUGACCUGUAAAUCCCGCAAGUCUCAAUAUGUGGACAGCUGAAUCUGAAGUUGUACAGUUAGCGCGUAAAUAAACAAUCUCGUCAGUUUACCUUGAUAAUGUCGUCUAAGGCAAACGUAGUCUUAGAGACUUUGAUUAUUGCUUUGGUCUAUUUCAGUGUAGUAGACUGUGACACAUGUCCAGCAGACAGCUUUGCGAACUCCUUAGCAGCUGACCAGUUUAGUUGUGCGAGAAAGUGGUUGCCGGUCAAGCAGCUUCAUUGGACGAAGAAGAAAAGAAUACUGGUAACCGGUGGUGCCGGUUUUGUUGGCUCUCAUUUAGUUGAUAAAUUAAUGCAAGAUGGCCACGAGGUUAUAGCUCUUGACAAUUUUUUCACAGGAAAACGACAUAAUAUCGAACAUUGGAUUGGACAUAGUAAUUUUGAACUUUUACAUCAUGAUGUUACCAAUCCUAUAUAUGUGGAAGUGGAUGAAAUUUACCACUUGGCUUCACCAGCGUCACCUCAACAUUAUAUGCAUAAUCCUAUACGUACUAUUAAAGCAAACACAUUGGGUACUUUAAAUAUGUUAGGAUUAGCUCGUCGUACAAAUGCCAAAUUUUUAUUCGCUUCUACUUCAGAAAUUUAUGGCGAUCCUGAAGUCCACCCUCAACCUGAAUCCUAUUGGGGUAAUGUAAAUCCAGUUGGUCCAAGAGCUUGUUAUGAUGAAAGUAAACGACUUGGUGAAACAAUGACUUAUGCUUACUUUAGACAUCUUAAUCUUCCUGUUAGAGUUGCUCGUAUAUUCAAUACAUAUGGACCAAGAAUGCAAGUUAAUGAUGGUCGAGUGGUAACUAAUUUCAUUGCACAAGCAUUAAACAAUGAAUCGAUUACGGUAUAUGGGUUAGGGGAACAAACCAGAUCUUUUCAGUAUAUCAGCGAUCUUGUGAAUGGUCUUGUAGCUUUAAUGGAAUCCAAUUAUACAAUGCCUGUUAAUUUGGGAAAUCCUGUCGAGUUUACAGUGAAUGAAUUAGCAAUCAUGGUCAAGAAUUUUACAGAUAGCAAAAGUGAUAUAAUUUAUCAACCGUUACCAAUUGAUGAUCCUCAGCGAAGACAACCUGAUAUAAGUACAGCUAUAAAACAGUUAAAUUGGAAACCGACAGUAACUUUACAAGAAGGAUUAAGUAAAACUAUAAUUUAUUUCAAAGAUAUUUUAAAACCAUCAUCUGAAUGUGACGUGCAUUAGAUAACUUCAAGGAUCAAGAUUUACAUAAUGUUGUUACACUGUACACCAUUAUGAAUGUUGAUUUCUUUUCAAAUUAAAAUUUAGCUUAUUAUGUAUCUUGAUGUAAAGUGUCUCUUUUUUUUCUUGUAUAUUAAUUGAUAAAAAUAUAAAUAUUAUGAUUGGA
This is a messenger RNA of Schistosoma bovis, 1432 nucleotides long. The record is from the annotation of a GenBank genome assembly. NCBI's taxonomy places the organism in Eukaryota, Metazoa, Platyhelminthes, Trematoda, Strigeidida, Schistosomatidae.